AUGGCCACCAGGUGGACAAAGGCACGGAAACGUUGGUCUCCAGAUAUUGCGAAAAAUUGUUACCCUAUGUACCACCAGCAGUUUGAGAUACUUGAUGAGGCAGAAGUCACAUGGAACCCGUGGACUCAGGACCAGCUAAAAAUGAUCUUUGAUGCUCGACACUUCACACCAGGCAUGUUGACCGAUAGUGCAUUCUGGCUGACUCGCUGCAACUUAUUGUUCCUGUGGUGUGUUGAACCUUACAACCCAGAGCGUGUAAUGAGACAGUUCGGUCUCUAUCAAGAAAUUCCACCACCUUUUCCCAGACGUAUCGACGAGGAAACACAUAAGCUAACCAAUAUGGGCAGGGGUUGGAGUUUAUACGAUUGGAGGGAAGAGAACAGUGAAUGGGUACACAAGUGGACAAAUGAAGCGCUAGCAGAUAUAGUGCGUCAACUUAGGCCGUACGAUGGAAGUACAGAUCAAGCGUACAAGCAGUGGUACUGCAUGAACACACGUGCUAGCCUGGCCAGUCAGCCAGCUACUAUACCAACACAUCUCACACAAGAGGAGCAGGCGCGGAGACAUGUUGAGCUGCAUGCAGCUUACUAUCGUGACCACCUGCUUGAAAAUGUCAACGAAGUAGGGCAGAUGGCUACGGAUAGCAUGCCGGCCCAGGGCCCAUAUCGCAAGACAUUCCAGAAACUUUUGCAACAAUUCGUGGCAAAGAAGUUCAGAUGCGGUAGAGGCGACGACGUUGCCACUGGAGCAUACAUGCCGGUAGCGAGGUCAGCCAGACCGAGUGCGGCACCGUCGUCCAGACCGAGCGAGGCGCGUACGAGCCAUGAGCAAUGGGGGGAGGGUCCGAGUACUAGAACGACAUUGCCACGACAUGACUCAUCUCUGCCACUGCAUCGCUCUUCUUCGAUGCAGCUUCGUCAGGGGCAAACAUCUCAGGACCAUGGCACGGGCUUGGAUUCGAUGCCCGAGCAGUUUCUUUCCCCUAACCCAUAUGCGUACACAGGAUAUGAUGCAUACACCCAAGGUGAGGGAUCUCAGCCGUUUCUCUCCACGCGAGGGAUCCCCAUGCCCGAGGAGACUCGUGUACCAGAUUUAAACCAGCACCAAGUACAAUGGCCAGACAGUAUAGGAGAGGGAUAUGCUCAGGACACACCUGAUGUUAAUUGGGGCGAUGAGAACACCCAACGCGGCGUCAACACAGGCCUCCGGGGAGCAUCACAUGAUCAUGGCGUCAACACAGGCCUCCGGGGAGCAUCACAUGAUCUUGGCGACACGGUUACAUCAUUAGUUACAGAGUUCUUCGGAGGGGAUGUUAUUGGCCCAUCUUUUAUCCCCCCGGAGUCACAACCAUACGCCUACAAUUACGCUUCAGUGUGUUCCCCACCCGGAAUCGUGGCGAUGGAGCCGACAGAGGACAUUGAGUUCCUCUGGAAGUGGCGCAAGUACCUGCUGCUGCUCGCCACGCUGGUCGCCAGCGUCACCUACGGCGCCGGCCUCAACCCGCCCGGCGGCGUGUGGUCCAAGGACCACGAUGGAGGCAACACCCCACAGCAGCGCCCCGGCGCCGUCAACCCGCCGGCGCCCCCGUCCCUUGCGGUGUCCCCGGCGCCGGCGGUCUACCCAUUCCGCGUCGGCGAUCCCGUGCUGGUGUCCACCUACUCGGCCCGGUACACCGCCUUCUUCUACUGCAACGCCACAGCCUUCGUGGCGUCGCUGGUCAUCAUCAUGUUCCUGCUGGACCGGCGCCUCAGCGGCAACCGCGUCGGCCUCACCGUGCUCCGCUCCGCCAUGCUGCUUGACCUGCUGGCUCUCAUGGCCGCCUUCGCUGCCGGGAGCUGCCGCAGCGUGCCUGGGUCCAUCUAUGUCUCCUUGCUCUUCGCCGUCGUCUUCGUCUACGUCGCCAUCCACCUCCGCGUGGCCUCGAGGACGGAAGCGCCGGCCGCGGACGCGGAGGAGAAGAGGCGCCUCAAGGAGCAGCGCAAGUUCCUGCUGCUGCUGGCCACCUUCGCGACCCCGCUGGCGUACGGCGCGGGGCUGGCGCCACCGGGAGGCUUCUGGAGCGAGACCCAGGAUAUGCACCGCGCCGGCGCUCCGCUGCUGCACGACGGGCCCUACAAGAUCCGCUACCACAUAUUCUUCUACGCCAAUGCCAACUCCUUCGUGGCCUCCCUCGCCAUCAUCAUGCUGCUCAUGAGCAGGACGCUAAGCGACCGUCUCGUCCGGUCCAAAGCUUUGCUUGUGUGCGUCCUGGGGGAACUGCUUGGCCUCAUGAUCGCUUAUGCCGCCGGGAGCUGCAGGUGGAUCCCCACCACCGUGUACAUCGUCUCCCUCGUCGGCGCCGUGGCCAUCUACAUUGUGUUGGUGUCAGCGUUCGGCCUCGACGCGAUCGAAGAAUGGCGUAAGAAACUCGUUGCCUGUGUUGGCCUUGGGCCAAAAGGUGAUGGGCAAGAAGUUGCAGCGAGGACAAUCAACAUCGGUGCUCGGCAAGAAGUUGCAGCGAGGACAAUCAACAUCGAAGAAAAGCUGGAGCAGACGCGGUCGCUUGUGCUGCUGCUGGCCACGCUGGCGGCGACGGUGACGUACCAGGCAGGGCUGAGCCCGCCGGGCGGCGUCUGGCCCGAAGGGCAUCAGAAUCGCAUCGCGGGGAACCCGGUUCUCCACGACAUGCACCUCAAGAGGUACAUGGCCUUCUACCACUGCAACACGGCGGCGUUCGUGGCGUCCGUGGUUGUCAUCAUCAUCGUCCAGAGCAAGGUGCUGAGCACCGUCUGGGGUGCCAUGCUCCUCAAGACUGCCAUGAUACUGGACCUGUUCGGCCUCAUGGGCGCCUAUGUCGCCGGGAGCUGCCGGGAUCCCACCACCACCAUCUUCGUCGCCGCGCUGGCCGUCGCCGUCUUCCUCUACACCAUGGCCAAGGUCGUGGGCAAGCAGAGCUGGCUGGCACGGUGGGUGCAACGCAUGCUUGUAGCGUUGCUCCCCCCUGAGUUGCCCCGGAAAGGAGGAGGAGACGCACCUCAAGUUAUCAACCUCCCCGACGAGCCGUCCCAGCAAGGAGGAGAAGCACCUCAAGAAGCUUUCCAUGUCAUCCACAAUCCUGACGAGUCGUCCCGGCAAGGAGAAGAAGCGGCGCAUGUUCCUGCUGCUGCUGUUGUGCACCUUGGUGGCGAGUCGUUCCGGCAAAGAGGAGAAGAAGCAACUCAAGGUGCGGCACAAGUUCCUCCGCUUGGAUCUGAGCGUAUUCUUGAAGAAAAAAAGCUCGAGAGGAAGCGCAAGUUCUUGCUGCAACUCGCCAUCCUCGCCGCCACCGUCACGUACCAGACAGGGCUGAACCCGCCGGGCGGAUUCUGGACGGAGAGCAAUGGGGAUAAGUUAGUCACCGCCGGCGACCCAAUCCUCCUCGACUACUACGGGGUCAGAUACCAGGUGUUCUUCUACUGCAACGCGGCGGGGUUCAUGGCGUCCGUCACCGUCAUUCUCCUCCUGGUGAACCAGACGUUGUCCAAGCCGGGCAUCCGGACCAAGGCGCUCUACGUAUGCGUCAUGGUCGGGCUACUGGGCCUCAUGGGCGCCUACGCCGCAGGCAGCUGCCGGAAGCUGCGCACCUCCAUCUAUGUCUUUGCACUCGUGGCGGCCGUCGUGGCCUUCCUCAUCCUGGAGAUCCUACUUCAUUGGCUCGGGCGCAGGGGUUGGUCCAAGUGCCUCCCUAAGUGCCUAACGAGGCUGUUUGAGACAUUGUCGACUGGGCCGGGCGGUGGCAGCAAGAACAAGAGCGAUCAGGAGGUGAUCACCACCGUGGAUAAACUAGAGAGCGAGGACUAUGAGAAGCGUAAGUACCUGAUGGUGCUCGGCAUCCUGGCGGCGAGCGUGACGUACCAGGCUGGUCUCGCGCCUCCCGGCGGCACGUGGGGCGACGACGAUACCGCUUCGUCGUCGCCCUUGCCGUCCCCAUCGGCACACCCACCCACCGUCGCCGGCAACCCGAUCCUGCUUGACUUCAAUGCUGCACGGUACCAGGCCUUCUUCUACUGCAACGCAACGUCGUUCGUGGCCUCGGUCGUCGUCAUCUUGAUGCUGCUGCAACGCACCACGAAGAAGCAGCAGCCCGGCGCGCCACUGCGGGCAUUGCAGACCGCUGUGGUCCUGGACCUGCUCGGCCUGCUGGGCGCGUACGCCGCUGGCAGCUGCAGGGACUGGGAGACGUCAUCGUACGUCAUCGCGCUCGUCGCGGCAGUGGUCGUCUUCACCUUGAUCUACGUGUUGUUGUCAUUCAACGUCGUGCGGGCAAAGGCCGAGGAGCUCACGGUGUGGAAAUACUUUUCACAAAAGGGGUUGAACUACUCGGGAGCACGCAAUGAUCAUGAUCAGCCUGCCGGAAAUGGUGUGUAAUUAAUUAAUUAUUUCUUCUUAUUCCAUAAAAAACUAGUUAAUUAUUCUUGUUUACAUUCCCUUGGUUUGAAGUUUAUUUUUUCCGAGUAUUCCCUUGAUUUGCAGUGCUGUUGAUCGGACAACUCAUGUAAGAUUAUUUUAUUUUAUUUUAUUUUUUGCUGGGAAACUUGUUUC
Molecule: messenger RNA, 4560 nt
Organism: Triticum dicoccoides
Lineage: Eukaryota; Viridiplantae; Streptophyta; Magnoliopsida; Poales; Poaceae
Exons: 6
Coding region: 1-4386 (1461 amino acids)
Cellular component (GO): membrane
Source: RefSeq, a predicted model, not a curated record